Molecule: messenger RNA, 1971 nt
Organism: Aspergillus melleus
Lineage: Eukaryota; Fungi; Ascomycota; Eurotiomycetes; Eurotiales; Aspergillaceae
Product: ATP-binding protein
Exons: 3
Coding region: 1-1971 (656 amino acids)
Source: RefSeq, a predicted model, not a curated record
AUGGACACUUCUGCGGAUUACGUCCAAAAUAAGACGCAUGGUUUGUUAGGACACUUGAAGACUGUUUUCAAGAGGCGGAAAAGAGACAAAGAUACGCAUUUAACUGCCCCAAAACCAAGUACUUCAAACGUCACGGCGGAUCCAGACGCAAAGAGUGGCCCUGGCAACCCCAAAAAUGAUAUUUUCAAAAUCCACGACCACAACGCAAAGGGCCUUUCGCAGAUGGCGUACGACGAGUUAACAGAGAGCGACCCGAACAGUGUAGCAACACUCUUCCCGGCGACCGGAAUCAAGCCUCAGGACGCCAGCGAUGCGCGAACGAAAGAGAUAUUGGACGAGGUAGUCAAGGCGACAGAGGCGCAGUACAGGGAGAGGGGGAUAAAGGAUGGCAUUCGGGCUACAGUCCACAAAAUAUUAAAUUCGGCCCUGUCUUUUCAAGACGUUGUCAGUAAUAUUGCGAAAUUUGAUCCGACCGGGUACGCUUCCAGUGCUUGGGCAAUAGUCUCUCUUGGAUUGACGAUGGCUAAGAAUCACACAGACCUCCAGGGGGCUCUAUUUGACUCGUCGGGAUAUCUGGCGGAUCUGUUGACUCGUUGUGCCUUCAUCGAAGAACAGUUUUAUGGGGAUAGAGAUCCCGUCAUAGCAAAUGUCGAAAAGGAGCAAUCGAUCGUCCGGGUGUACGUGGCAAUACUGCGAUACUCCGUCGAAGUACGGAGAGUACAACAGUCUAACAAGGGAAAGGACAUUGUGAAGAGUAUAACAGCUAUAACCAGCCAGUCACUUACGCAGCUCAAGGCCUCGAUCAAGGAAGAGGAAUCCCACUUGUAUCAGUGGCUGGUCCUGGACCAGCAUUUACACCGGAAAAGGGAAGCAGAGGCUAUUCUAAAUCACCUCGAUCAGUUAACUGUGGAUAUCCAAAAAGUGCGCGAUGCAGUUAAUAUGUUAAACCUCCCUUUUGCCAAGGGUGCAUUUUUUGACUCCUUCGAGGACCAGCAUGAGGAUAAAUGCCUACCUGGAACGCGGAUAGAAUUGCUUCAGCAGGUGCAGGACUGGGGAAGAUUCAGUGAUAGACAUAUAUUCUGGCUGAGUGGAAUGGCAGGCACUGGCAAGUCCACCAUUGCAAGGACGGUAGCCCGAACUUUUAAAGAGGAUGGCAUCCUCGGGGCAAGUUUCUUUUUCAAGAGGGGCGAGGGAGAUCGGGGCUCAGCUGCAAAGUUUUUCUCAACAAUAGUCAAGCAAUUGGCAGUCCACAUACCUCAGAUGGUCCCCGGAAUCCAAAAAGCUCUUGGAGAAGAUCCUACGAUUCCAGGAAAAUCGCUUCGAGAGCAGUUUAAUAAGCUCAUGUUGCAGCCAUUACGCGCUACCAAUCAUGGUGAAGCCAUGAAUUUCACCGUGAUUGUUAUCGACGCCCUCGACGAAUGCGAACCAGAGGAAGACGUGGAGAUCAUUCUCGACCUUCUACCCGAGAUUGAGACGGCAACAAAUAUGGCAAUCCGAUUCUUCCUAACCAGCCGGCCGGAGAUACCCAUCCGUUGUGGGUUUGAUCAGAUCGAUAAGAGCAAGUACCAGAAUACUACCCUGCAAAAUCUGGAUGAAGAUGUGAUCAAACAUGAUAUCGCCUUAUAUCUCAGAGAAGAAUUCUCCAAAAUACAGCAGAAGCGCCGGCAUGCUCUCUCCCCUGGCUGGCCUGGAGAGGAAAGAAUCGAAGCCUUAACAAUGAUGGCUUGUCCGCUCUUUAUCUUUGCAGCCACGGUGUGUCGUUUCGUGGCGGAUAGGCAUUUUGACCCGGAUAAGCGGCUUCGGGAAUUUUCUACUGGUUCUACAGGAUCAAAGAUGGAUGACACAUACCGACCGGUUCUGAACCAACUCCUUGUCCAGGAUGCUACGGACAGGACUAAGCUGAUUGAAGAGUUUCAGAGAAUCAUUGGUAACACAAUUCCAGCAUUCAUCUGGAACUUCGUACUCGUCUAG